Messenger RNA from Exserohilum turcica Et28A, 3339 nucleotides. RefSeq lists its product as uncharacterized. Gene Ontology annotation, cellular component: cytosol. The coding region runs from base 46 to 3249 and encodes 1067 amino acids. Gene Ontology annotation, molecular function: FMN binding; iron ion binding; aromatase activity. NCBI's taxonomy places the organism in Eukaryota, Fungi, Ascomycota, Dothideomycetes, Pleosporales, Pleosporaceae. The transcript has 4 exons. The record is from RefSeq and is a predicted model, not a curated record.
CUUUGUCCUGACACUUGACUUCUCUUUUGCCUUGGAACCGCUAUAAUGAAGACCGAACCGAUCCCUGGUCCUCCAGGCCUGCCCCUUGUUGGCAAUAUUGCAGACAUUGACGCAACCAACCCUAUACAAUCAAUGUGCAACUUGACCUUGAAAUAUGGCCCAAUAUGGAAGUUUUACCUUGGCGGCGAGCGUAUUGUUGUUGCAAAUCAAGCUCACAUGGAUGAGGUCUGUAACGAAGAGCGUUUCUCCAAAAUUAUAGCAGCAUCCUUGGAGCAAGUGCGUAACGGAGUACAUGAUGGCCUCUUCACAUCAUACGGGCCCCAGGAGAAGAACUGGGGUAUCGCACAUCGUGUGCUGCUACCACAGCUUGGUCCACUUGCUAUUCGCAACAUGUUCGACGAGAUGCAUGACAUCGCCUCUCAGCUCGUCAUGAAGUGGGCAAGACACGGAGCUGAACACACCAUUCACGUCACCGAUGACUUUACUCGAUUGACACUGGACACAAUCGCUUUGUGUGCCAUGGAUUAUCGCUUCAACUCGUAUUACUACCAACGCAUGCAUCCCUUUGUUGAUGCCAUGGCCGACUUCUUGAAGACAAGUGGAGACCGAGCAAGAAGAGACCCUAUCUCGCAGAUGUUCUAUGGUGCUGAGACUCAAAAAUACUGGAAAGAUAUCGAUUUGCUGCGCAAGACUAGUCUGGAUGUUAUCAAGACAAGGAGAGAGAAUCCUACAAACAAGAAGGAUCUGCUCAAUGGUAUGCUCAACGGUGUAGACCCAAAGACGGGCGAGAAAAUGAAUGACGAUAAUGUUAUCGACAACAUGAUCACUUUCUUAAUCGCUGGCCACGAAACCACAUCAGGUCUACUUUCCUUUACAUUCUACUUCCUCUUGAAGAAUCCGGAAGCGUACAACAAGGCACAACAAGAGGUGGACCAAGUGAUCGGCAAGGGCCCGAUCACGAUUGAUCACUUGACAAAGCUUCCAUACCUCAAUGCUGUGCUCCGAGAGAGCCUACGCCUACAGCCCACUGCCCCUUCUAUUGGCCUAACUGCCAAAGAGGAUACUACCAUCGGCGGCAAAUACCCUGUCAAAGCAGGCGUCCCCCUUGUUGCACUACUUCCAAUGAUCCAUCGUGAUCCUGUUGCAUAUGGUGAAGAUGCAGAGGAAUUCCGCCCAGAACGGAUGCUCGAUGCAGAGUUUGAGCGACGCAAUGAACAAUUUCCCAAUUGCUGGAAGCCUUUCGGCAACGGUAUGAGAGCCUGCAUCGGCAGACCCUUUGCCUGGCAAGAGGCUCUCCUGGUCCUUGCUAUUCUCCUGCAAAAUUUCAACUUCUCCAUGGAGGACGCGUCGUACCAGCUCCAGAUCAAGCAAACCCUUACUAUCAAGCCAAAGGACUUUUACAUGCGCGCACAUCUCCGGAGCGGCAUUACUGCUACCUCGCUUGAGCGAUCUCUGUCAUCAACGGCCAUGAGCAAGCCACCUCCAUCCGACGGCGCACCUGCCACAAAGCAGCAAUCUGCCAGUGGCAAGCCCAUAUCAAUUUACUAUGGUUCCAAUACUGGUACUUGCGAAGCUCUUGCUAAUCGGCUGGCAAGCGAUGCAGCCAACCAUGGGUUUAGGGCGGAUGUAGUGAACACGCUGGACACGGCUCGUGACAAUAUUCCAGCAGAUGAGCCCGUCGUUGUUAUAGCAGCUUCCUACGAAGGAGCACCUGCUGACAAUGCCGCGCACUUUGUCAACUGGGUCGGCUCGUUAAAGGGCAAUGAACUUGAGAAUGUCUCCUAUGCUGUCUUCGGAUGCGGUCAUCGCGAUUGGGCCAAGACUUUCCACAAGGUCCCCAAGUACCUCGACACUGUCUUUGAGGAACGAGGCGCGACCAGGUUGGUCAACAUGGGCGGCACUGACGCCGCGUCCGGAGACAUCUUUACUGAUUUUGAGACUUGGGAAGAUCAAGUCCUAUGGCCUGCUUUGCGCGAGAAAUACGGUUCUGCAGAGGCCGACGGCGAUGGCUCAUUGGAGACUUUGCUGGACAUUGAAGUUACCGCACCAAGGUCGUCGACGCUUCGCCAAGAUGUUCGCGAGGCUCGCGUCGAGGAGACUGAGGUUCUUUCGACCUCUGAUGCUGACGAGAAAAGGCAUAUCGAAAUCAGCCUCCCAUCCAAUAUGGCGUAUUCCGCGGGUGAUUACCUAGCAGUACUACCCCUCAACCCCAAGGAGAAUGUGCAUCGUGCUAUGAGGUACUUUGGCCUCCCUUGGGAUGCCAUGCUGACCAUCACUUCUGCUGGUCCGACCACACUACCAACCAACACGUCCAUUAGCGCUGUCGACGUCCUUUCAGCGUAUGUGGAACUUGCUCAACCCGCCAGCAAGCGCAAUGUUCACGCUCUUCUCGAAAGCACCCGAGAUGAGACCGAAAAGAAGGAGCUCGCUCGUCUCGCGGAUGAAGCCUUCAGCUCCGACAUCACUGCAAAGCGUGUAUCUGUCCUAGAUCUGCUGGAGCGUUUCCCAUCCACCAAGCUACCCCUUGGAGUCUUCCUGAAGAUGCAACCACCCAUGCGCGUCCGACAAUACUCUAUUUCCUCUUCGCCGCUCUGGAACUCGAACCACGUCACCUUGACGUAUUCAGUUGUCAACCGGCCCGCCCUGAGUGGGCAAGGACGCUACGUGGGUGUCGCGACAAACUAUCUCGCGCAGCUCGCGCCAGGCGACAAGCUCCACGUCAGUGUGCGCCCUUCGCAUCAGGCAUUCCACCUUCCCAAAGACGCUCAGAGCGUACCUGUAAUCAUGAUUGCAGCAGGCACAGGCAUGGCGCCCUUCCGAGGCUUCAUUCAAGAGCGUGCUGCACAGCUAGCCGCUGGUCGCAAGCUGGCUCCUGCUAUCCUUUUCUACGGCUGCCGCUCUCCUGCGACCGAUCUCCUCUACAAGGACUUGCUCAAGCGGUGGGAGGAAAUGGGUGCCGUCUCGCUUCGCUUUGCCUUCUCGCGUCAAUCCGACGAGUCGCACGACUGCAAGUAUGUCCAGGACCGCAUCUAUCACGACCGCGCCGAUGUUGUCGAGCAGUUCGAAGCAGGCGCCAAAGUGUUCGUGUGUGGAUCGCGUGAUGUGGGCGAAGGCGUGCAGGAAGUGCUGAUUAGGAUUGCAAAGGAGAGAUUACUUGAAAAGGAGGGUAGGGAGGUGGAUGAUAUGAGGGCGAGGUCGUGGUUUGAGGGCUUGCGUAAUGAGCGUUUUGCUACGGAUGUUUUUGAUUGAGAGCCUCUGUUGUAGGCUUUUCGGAAGUCUCCAUGCUAGAAUGGUAGGACAGGAGGACUAUAGUACUGUCUUUUUAAUAUGAAUUUCUUC